AUGGCAGUGCUACCAAAAUCUGUAUAUUUUUUAACACUCCAAUUUGUUUUAUUGCUAAAUUUGGCAGUGGGUAUAAAACUUGAGGAUGUGAUUAAUGAAAAUGGAAUUGAUGAAGAAACAACGUUAACAGCUAGUGAUUUUGCAAGAGCACCCGAAAAAGAGUUUAAUCUGACUCUAUUAGGUAUUCAAAUAAAGUCUGAUCCAACGAUGGGUAACAUGACUGAAGGAGAUAUUGCUUUACCAAAUUUUAAAGGAUUUAUUGAUUAUCGAAAUAGUCGUUUAGAACGAAGUGCUGUAAGACAAUUUUACAGACGUUGGCCAAAUGGUGAAAUUCCAUAUGCAAUUAGCUCACGUUAUGGGCCAUAUUCGCGCUCAGUAAUUGCAAAAGCAAUGCAAAAAUUUCAUGACAUAAGCUGUGUUCGAUUUGUUCCACGUGUUCGUAAUCAACAUAAUGACUAUCUUUACAUUAUGCCACAUGACGGUUGUUAUUCAUUAGUUGGACGGGCUGGUGGAAGUCAACCGGUUUCACUAGAAGCGGACUGCAUUCAAUCCGGCACCAUAAUUCAUGAAUUGAUGCAUGCUAUUGGUUUUUUCAUGAACAAUCCAGGUACCAUAAUAAUAAUUUAA
Messenger RNA from Loa loa (African eye worm), 627 nucleotides. RefSeq names its product NAS-4 protein. Bases 1 to 627 code for a protein of 208 amino acids. The record is from RefSeq and is a predicted model, not a curated record. The transcript has 3 exons. Gene Ontology annotation, molecular function: zinc ion binding; metalloendopeptidase activity. NCBI's taxonomy places the organism in Eukaryota, Metazoa, Nematoda, Chromadorea, Rhabditida, Onchocercidae. Gene Ontology annotation, biological process: proteolysis.